This is a messenger RNA of Lineus longissimus, 3341 nucleotides long. RefSeq lists its product as uncharacterized. The record is from RefSeq and is a predicted model, not a curated record. The transcript is spliced from 5 exons. The coding region runs from base 537 to 1559 and encodes 340 amino acids. NCBI's taxonomy places the organism in Eukaryota, Metazoa, Nemertea, Pilidiophora, Heteronemertea, Lineidae.
GGGUUGUUGCUACUGUUAGGCCUCAUGCAUCGGCCUGUUCACACCCAUCCUCGAAUACCAGAGUCAGUCGCUAGCUCCUCCCCUUGCACAAGCAUCAGUGUCGAGUGUUGUUCUGAAGUUCAGGAUGACCUACACCAAACAGGAUGACAGCUUUAGACAAAGCAAUGUCCGACAGUGUUUUUGAUUUAGUCCCCAUACAAAAAAGUUAAACAGGGCCAGAUGUACCCUAAUGAUGUAAUAAGUUACAUGAGGGAACCAACAGAUGUGUACUUCGAUGUACAUGAUGUGUCUUAAUACACUUCCAUGGGCUUUAUGUUCACGGUGAAGAACGUCCAAGUUCAGUAUGGCUGGCUGUUUCAGUAGCUUUAGGAAAACGAUUCAAAAGGCCAAGACGUUCCCCUCAUGUUUUACGCCGACUAAAGGUCGGAGGACAUAUCUCCCGUCAAAGGCACCGCCUUGUUCUGCUGAGGACUCCCCAGAUAGUGACGCUGGUGAGGACAACCACGUCGUUGAGGUCCACGUUGAGACACGUCGUGAUGAGUCUGGCGAUGAGCAGAGGAGACCUUCCGAUGACAAGACGGAUACCGAUACUGCCGUCUGCUGUCAGGAAAGCAUCCCGAAAGGGUUUGGAAAGCCAGUGCCUGCUGGCUGAAGCAAUGGAGGUGGAACCGGAGACGCUGAUAGAGGUGUACGAGGACAGGGAAAGGGGAUGCCUCUAUGGAAGCUUCGAGGAACCACCGGAGGACUUUGGUUCUAACAUCUCCAAGGGCCAGGAAAAUGGUCGCCACCUUCCCUCCACCAUCGAGGAAGUAGAUGGGCUCCAAGACGACUUUGUCUCCAUCAAUGCCGACGCCGGAGAUGUCAUACAGUUUCACGACUCGCACUUCGGUGGGCCUGCGGUCCAGGCUGCAGGUGUUCGGGUAGAGGAGGUAGAGGUGGACGUCCACAUUGAUGCGCCACGUGAAGCAACGAAAGCAUCGAAAAACUAUGCCAACAGAUCCCUGCUGCACUUGGAUUCGUUGCAGACGGCUAUCGCACUGCACGAAGAGACGGAGAUGGCAAUACACGGACAGUACCUGAAGACCAUCGGGGACGAGAUUAACUCUUCAAAAUCGAAGGCGACAUUAGCCACAUUGGCCCGCCAUUUUCGGUUGCAGAGGUUAAAUGAUGUGUUGAUAGAGAUUGUGGAGAUGGAGUGUGGAUUGGAAAGGUGGCACAAAAUGGUCAAGUCGGAACUGCCACAGAACUUUGAAAGCUGUGUUCAAAAUUCGACGAAAAAGUUGGAAGAGGUGUCAAAGGUUCUACACAAUAAAUGGGUUUCCAACAAGGCCAUCAUCGAUGCUCACUACUGCCUGAAAGACGGGAAAUAUCUCGAAACGAAAAUAGCUCAAUUCCAUGACUCGAUGGAAGAGACACUGAGGGUGUUGUUCGACCUUGUGGGAAAUAUGUCUGAAUGCAGCGAGGAGUACACACACGUUCCCGAAAUACCUUUCAGUAAAUUUUCUAUACAUAAGAAAAUUACUGAGCUGCCUGGAAAAUACGUUGUAGUCCAAUGUUAAGGCAUUUUUACCUGAAGUCGCUUCCAGAUAGAGUAUUUGGGUUUCGUUAUCGCUAAGUUUUAGCUCACAAAGAGAACUAUGAGUCUGAUGCCGCCAAGGACUGUCAGCAUGCUGAUACUCAGAGAGGGCAUGGUGGGGGAGGGGACGUGAUGAGGACGUGACGGAGGGAGGGGGUGCGACAGACAAAGCAUUAUUCAAAGGAAUAGCGUACUAAUAUAUUGAUUAAGGAUAUACAUGUACAUGUGUGUUUGAAGAUGGUGACGCAUAAUUCCUUGUCCAAUAAAAAAUGUGAGACAUCACCGCAUUCCACUGUAAUGUUCCUCAACCGCUGCGUAAAGAUAAAUAGUGAAAGCAGUGACAGGUAGCUGAAUAAUCCCGUUGGGUCUUGUGAAGAAAUAUCAAUCGAUGGCAACUGGUUAUGACUGAUACAUGUAGUGCAAUACCCUUGUUGUUUAGUUGAAAAUGUACAGGAACGUUCAUUGAUGCUUGAGGCGCGACAUCUUGACCGACCGCUAGGAGGCGUUGCUUGUGCGUAGUGUAUUACUAGUAGUGUCUUAGCCGGUGCACAGGUGUCGACACUGUGCUAUAGACCCCAUCUUAAAGCGAACUGGAACCGCCGAGCCAGUUCGUAUGACCUCGUUUUCAUUUCCCGCGUAUCGGGUGAUCAGAACGAGGCAUGAAUGAAACAUGGCGCCCAGCUGUCAAUCAUUGAGUGACGUCACUACUAUGGAAUUUACUACGAAAACUCAUGAAUGAAAGAUCGCAUGACUCACGUGAUUCUCACAUGAUUCUCAAUGAUAACAAAUUGAACUGCGCAUGCUCGGGCACUGGGGGCGGAGCUACAAAUCUGAACUCGAAUAGGAAGUUGGAAGUUUGACUUUCUCGGGCGGUGAAAGUCGAAAAGUUGAAUAAAUCGCUCGGCGGUUCCAGUUCCCUUUAACACUAGAUGCGCUGAUUUCGUUCUGAAAUUUUUUUAUUUCGGCACUGGGGUGAGUUUGCCAUAGACCGUGAUGAUGCCAAUGAAUAUCAUUCUGAGGAAAUCCGGGGUAAAUGUUCGCUUCUCCGGCUCUAAUUUCCUCCGGAUGAUCUGGCAUGGGCGUGAUGCGUUUUUGGUUGGACACAUUUCUUUGGAUUUAGGCUGGGGUUUUUCUGGAUUUUGGCGGGUUUUUCGUGACAAGGGAAUCAUCAUCGGCCGACGAGGCAUAUCAAAUGGUUCAAUAAUGAAGCAAUCAAAUGCUUUAAAACUGAAUUCAUAUUGUAUUCUAACCGUCAUUCAAUAUCAUAUUUUGGAAAAACAUAUCGUCGAACCAUCUUGCAAUAGUAAAAUAAAACGUUUUUCGAACGAAUAUAUAUUGAUUCAUUGGCAAAAUAACAAUGUAUGUAUAUACACGACAAUGGCUACUUUUUCGCCAGACUUUUUCUCUCGGGACAAUAUUCCUUUAUACACCGAAAACUAGGCACUGAAUUUUGAUUUUCAAAAGCCGUUUGCUUUUAUGCAUUAUUAACUCACAAGCUAUUAUAAUCAAAUUAUCAUUUCAAAGUGCAUAUCGGUUUAUACAUGCAUUAGGUGUAGACAGCGCUUUUGGGCAAGGGUACUAGUCAAUUUUCUAGAAGUGCUUCAUGUACAAUAGUAGAUAUUUACAAAUCAUUGUAACAUAUAUGGUAAACCGGGUGUACCUACUCAUAACAUUUUUGUUUGUUUUUUUGUAUUUACUGAGAACGAUCAUGAUCAUUGAAAUGAUUUGUACAAGAAACACAGUAACAAUAAAUUUACAUGUACGA